AUGGCGCAGGCGGGCGGCUCCUACAACAACCCCUUGAAGAAGUUCAAGCUGGUUUUUCUCGGCGAGCAGAGUGUCGGCAAAACGGCUCUGAUUACGAGAUUCAUGUACGACUGCUUCGACAACAUGUACCAGGCCACUGUCGGCAUCGACUUCUUCUCCAAGACCAUGUAUCUCGAGGAUAGAACCGUACGACUGCAGCUCUGGGACACGGCCGGCCAAGAACGCUUCCGAAGCUUGAUUCCCUCCUAUAUCCGCGAUUCCAGUGUCGCCGUUGUUGUCUACGACGUGUCAAACGCGAAAUCAUUCCAAAACACAAAGAAGUGGAUCGACGAUGUUAGAGCCGAGCGAGGCAACGAUGUCAUCAUUGUCCUGGUGGGCAACAAGACCGAUCUUAACGACAAGCGCGAGGUCACGACGCAACAAGGCGAGGACGAGGCCAAGAAGAACAACUUGAUGUUUGUCGAGACGAGUGCCAAACUAGGCCACAACGUCAAGCACCUCUUUAAAAGGAUAGCGCAGGCCCUGCCUGGUAUGGAGGGCACAGAUGCUGCCGCCCAAGCCUCGAGCCAAAUAAUCGACGUUAAGACCAACAGUGUGCAGCAGACCCAGGAGGGCUGCUCGUGCUAG
Messenger RNA from Akanthomyces muscarius, 627 nucleotides. RefSeq lists its product as uncharacterized. Bases 1 to 627 code for a protein of 208 amino acids. The transcript is spliced from 6 exons. Lineage: Eukaryota; Fungi; Ascomycota; Sordariomycetes; Hypocreales; Cordycipitaceae. Gene Ontology annotation, molecular function: GTP binding; GTPase activity. The record is from RefSeq and is a predicted model, not a curated record.